CUGAAGAUGUGUCUGGAGGACCAACUGUCAGACGAGAGUCCGAGUUUGUUCCAGAGACUGCCCUAACUGAAGAUGAGUGCAACGAAGCAAUCUCACUGAUGAAACAUUCAGCGGAUGAGGACAUCGUCAAGAAGAAAAUGAAACUGACGUUUGAGCAUCGCCGCAACAUGGUCCUUGACCCACAGCAGUCAAGCAACAUACUGUCCGAAUUUCCACGUUUUAAAGACAUCAAAGGCUUGGUUGAACAGGAUUUCAUUCAGAUGUUUGGAGAGGGUAUCUCAAGCAAGCUUCUGGAGAGGUGGCCGGUCAUGUUCAAGAAAAAAAUCAUCCAACAGUGCAGAAAGCUUCCAUCCACAAGUGAGCUUGAAGAACUCUUGUUGGCAGCUGAUCCACCCGAGAAUGGCACUGAAGUUGACUUUGGUUGGGACAGUGACCUUUCGUCAGUGUUAUUGCUGCUACACCUGAUUCCACCUUCUGCUCAGGGUCGGAAGAGACCAGGAAAGGUUUCCGCAUCCCAGGCAGAGAAGCAUCUGGUGGUCUUCAAGAAGACUGGAACAAACAUUCAAGAGCAUCUCGAUGCCAUCACCAGUCAAGCUCAACCCUAUCUCCUGGCUGUUGGAGUUAAGAAGAACACGAUCCAUCAGUUCUUCAUCAUUCUUGACAAGAAUGCCAUACCUUGCAGGUCAACAUCAUCUCUUGGUGCCUUUGAUGAACUGUUUAAGGCUCAUUUUGUUUUUGGCACAUCUUAUAACAGCAUGCUCCACAACAUGUACACUUUCAUCCAAACCACAGUGUACAACAUAGAUGUCGGCAAGGUCAAGGAAAGUCCUCGUGUCUCUGAAGUUAGGGCGAGGUUGCUUCGUUAGUGUUUGAAGUUUCUCUUCUCUAAUGAAGUGUUUUGUUUGUCAGGCUGAGUUAAAAAGUUCAAAUAUGCUUGUUAGGCAUUUAAGAUUAGUUCAUGGC
Molecule: messenger RNA, 963 nt
Organism: Fundulus heteroclitus (mummichog)
Lineage: Eukaryota; Metazoa; Chordata; Actinopteri; Cyprinodontiformes; Fundulidae
Exons: 4
Coding region: 99-866 (255 amino acids)
Source: RefSeq, a predicted model, not a curated record